Molecule: messenger RNA, 1611 nt
Organism: Momordica charantia (bitter melon)
Lineage: Eukaryota; Viridiplantae; Streptophyta; Magnoliopsida; Cucurbitales; Cucurbitaceae
Product: beta-amyrin 11-oxidase
Biological process (GO): brassinosteroid homeostasis; brassinosteroid biosynthetic process; multicellular organism development
Cellular component (GO): endoplasmic reticulum
Molecular function (GO): ent-kaurenoic acid monooxygenase activity; heme binding; iron ion binding
Source: RefSeq, a predicted model, not a curated record
UGGUUGCUGCUGAUUCUUGGAGUCUUUGUUUUUGUUUUUGGGGUUUUGAAGAGAUUAAAUGGUUGGUAUUAUGCAGUCAAGUUGGGGAAGAUAUGGGCCAAGCUUCCUCCUGGUGAUCUUGAUUGGCCACUUUUCGGUUCUACUUUGUCCUUCAUCAAGUGUUUCACUAUCGGUUCACCUGAAAAUUUCAUUCGCACAUUUUCUACCAGAUAUGGAAAAGUUGACAUGUACAAAACAAACAUAUUCGGUAGAGCAACAAUACUUGUCUGCACACCUAAAAUUAGUCGUCAAGUAUUAACCGAUGAAACUAAAUUCGUACCGAGUUUUCCCACGACAAUGAAAACCUUAUUUGGGAGAAAGUCAUUAAUGCGAGUCUCGAAGGCGGAGCACCGGCGGCUCCGGAGGCUGACGACAGCGCCGGUUAGCGGCCAUAGGGCACUGGAGAUGUACAUCAAUCAUAUUGAAGAGACAGUGAUUGAUGGGUUGGAGGAGUGGGCAAGCAUGCAGCGGCCAAUGGAGCUGUUGACUGAGAUAAAGGAGCUGACAUUCAAAGUUAUUUGGAAUAUUUUUAUGGGUUCAACUUCUAUAGGCUCUUGCAUGAGAGAAAUGGAGGCUUUAUUUUAUGAUAUCUCACUUGGCUUCUUCUCUUUGCCCAUCAACUUUCCUGGCUUCCACUUCCAUAAAUCCCUCAAGGCUCGAAAAAGAUUGCUCGAAAUACUUCAAUCUAUUGUGAGCAAGAAGAGAUUUGUGAAGAAAAACAAUGGGAAAAAUUGGGAAGCAAAAGAUAUGAUGGAUUUGAUGAUAGAAGUUAGAGAUGAAGAUGGUGAAGAGCUAGAUGAUGAGACCAUUAUAGAUUUGAUUUUUGGUAAGUUAUUUGCAGGCCAUGAGACUUCAGCUGACACUGCAAUGUGGGCAGUUUUGUUUCUAACAGAUCAUCCACAUAUAUUCCAAAAAGCCAAGGAAGAACAAGAGGAGAUCAUUAGACGAAGACCCUCAACACAGAAGGGAGUAAAUCUGUCAGAGUUUAAAGAAAUGAAAUUUCUUUCUCAGGUGAUAAAUGAGACGCUUCGUCUUACUUGUAUGACAUUUGUUCUUUUUCGUGAAGCAAUAGUCGAUGUUGAAAUUAACGGUAAAAUUAUACCAAAAGGAUGGAAAGUCCUACCUUGGCUUAGGGAGUUUUACAUGGAUGAAAAACUACAUCCUUCCCCACAAGAGUUCAAUCCUUCAAGAUGGGAUAAUUUUAAAGCCCAACCCGGAGCUUUCACUCCCUUUGGAUUAGGAAACAGGUUGUGCCCAGGGAGAGAUCUUGCCAAGCUCGAGAUCUCAAUUUUUCUUCACUAUUUUCUCCUCCAUUACAAGGUGGAACGAAUUAAUCCAAAAUGCAAAUUGAAUUACUUACCAAUCCCUCAUCCCAAAGACAAAUGCUUGGCACAAGUGCUCAAAGUGGCAUGAAAUGUCUACAAAUGCCUCUCACUCUUCCUAGCUUGCCUUAACAAGAUAAACCUUGGAUUAUUAAAUUAAGCUUCUAAUAUUUGAUAUAUAUUGCGCUAUAUCGUGUGUAUAUAUGGAUCGAUGAAUCAAAUCUUAAUAAUAAAUGGUUAGAUUUUAAUG